UUCGUUCAGUGUUCAGUGUGUUUUGAUCAUCUGAAAUUUUGUCGUGAUUUUCCCAUUUUUGCUUUUCUCGUACAACAAAGUUUUUACUAAAUUGGUAAAUAAUAAGCGCUUCAUUCAAAACGAUAAAGCAACACUAACGGCGAAAGAGAAGAAUUUAAGCCAUGGAGCAAAAUCGCCAAUCUCCCUGUGUUACCACGUGUUUGAUGGAUGGUUUCCGGUGCAGGCUAUGCUUAAAAACAUCGGACCUUGAUUUACAACCCCUAUUUCCUCCUGGCGAGGACUGUUUCUUGAACGAUCUUCUCAGUCAAAUCUAUGAUUGUUUGGCCAUCCACGUAUCGUUCUUGGAAGAUUUCUGUUCGGUGAUAUGCUCCAAUUGUCGCGAACAUAUCAACUCUUUUUACAUAUUUAAGAAACAGUGCCAAUCCAAUGAUGGCUAUCUGCGCGAAAAACGCCUAAAAGAAAUAAAAGGGAUGGAACGGGAAAGAACGACGGCACCGGAAAGCCCCAAAGAGAUGGAUCCCGAUUUGGAAGCCAAUCAGGGCAAAGUGAAGGAACCGCAGCAAGAGGAACUGCUAGACCAAGCGGAUAAAAUUUUCUUUCCUAAGGAAAAUCCCACUGAAGAAGUCUUGGAACCAGUCGUGAAAUGCGUUGACAAAGUUGACGUGGGUGUACAGAUGUGCGGGGCCAGUUCCAGUGAGUCGUUUUGCGGAUUUGCGGAUGAGUUUUAUGCCAGGCGCUCGCCAAGAAUUUUCAUUAAAAACUCCAUCACAGAAGCGUAUGAGAUGAUUAGCGCUCCGUCGACAACCAUGGAAGAAACGCAGGAAUGCCACGUUCCUCUGGAAAAGCUUGAUCUUCAACCCACCACUUCUGUUAAGCCUCCACCCGUUAACAGAGUAAAGACACCCAUUGCUCCCAAGAUUAAUAGUAGGAAGCAAAGCAGAGCCGCUAUCCAUGUCAAGGAAACUCCUAGGCUACUCCGUCAAAAGGCCGUAUUGUACUACGAUGGGUUUGAGUACCGAAAACCGCGGACAUGUCACGACGGAACCACCGAAUGGGCGUGCUGUAAAGUUUCCUGUCCUGCAACUCUGGAGCAGAAAGCGGGCGGAACUCUAAAAUUGAUGGCCAAACAUAAACAACACCCGGCACAAGUGAUUCGCGAUUCGUUGGUAAUCGAUCGGAAAAGCCGCAAAUGGGUUCCACUCAUAGUGACCGAUAACAACCGCAGGCGGAAGGUGAUCUGCGACGAUGCUUUUCGUUACCGCUUUUCGCAGAAGCUGCCCAACGGUCAGACGGUUUGGGCCUGCGAGGCCCAGCAAGGGGGCUGCAAAGCUUUGCUGCGCAUUGUGGGCGAUUAUCGGACGGUCUCGAAAGUUUUUCAACACAACCACGCUGAAACGAUAAUGGUUCGCAGGCGGGGUGCCACCAAGCCGAUUAAGCUGCAGCGAAUCGUCGACAGGAAGUUGGUGAAAAAAACGUGAGAAGACGUUAGUGUAAAAUUUCUUAAAUGUAUUAAUCUUAACGUUUCGUUGAAAGUAUUACGAAGUUUUUACAUUUGAUUAUGCUAAAUACAUUAUCUGUUUUCUUUUCAUCAUCAUUUA
Molecule: messenger RNA, 1598 nt
Organism: Armigeres subalbatus
Lineage: Eukaryota; Metazoa; Arthropoda; Insecta; Diptera; Culicidae
Exons: 4
Coding region: 162-1478 (438 amino acids)
Cellular component (GO): nucleus
Molecular function (GO): zinc ion binding
Source: RefSeq, a predicted model, not a curated record